CUGUGUGUGACGCAGAGUGUGUGACGUUCCUCCAGUCUCUCGCCGGGAAUCCCGCUUCACUUCCGUCACUCGCUAGUUUCGGUAGUUAAACCUCCGCGAGCGCGAGUCAAUCACGCGUCCGUCACUCGUCUCCCGCUCGCGCUCAAACGGAGCGCGUGACGUCACCGCAGCGAGGGGCUCCGGUUCUCAGGUGUAUCCCGGUCCUGUCUCUCUCUCCGGCGGUCGGUCGGUCGGUCGGUCGGUCGGUCUUGGGCUCGCACCGGGAAUAACGCGGCGGACCGCGCGUCUCCAGCGACAUGGGAAAGACUCGCGCGCUGCUCCUGCUGUGCGCCGCUGUCGCUCUAUGCCACUGCAGGUCAGUGACUGUGUCCAGGGGCCCCCUGCUCCGGGUCGAGGGCCAGCCGCUGUCCAUCCGCUGUGAUGUAUCAGAGUACGAGGGCCCGCGGGAGCAGGAAUUUGAAUGGAAAGUAAAACGAGGAUCACAAUUCAUCAAUGUGAUCUCAACAUUUGAUAAUCGUUACACAGACCGCUCUCUUCAGGACCGUAUACGGAGCGGAGACAUCAGUGUGUCACGACUAGCUAAUAACGCCGCUGAGCUGAGGAUUCAAGAGGCUCGAGUUAGUGACAGCGCCACCUACCGCUGCAUUACUCCGAGCACAGACUCGGUCUUCAGUGGAAACUAUGAGGCAGACGUCCAGCUGCAAGUUAUCCCCAACAGUCUGAUUGUGGCUCCCGAUGCCCCAAACCCUGUGGUUCAUGAGGGCGGAUCCGUCAGACUCCUGUGCAAUAUCUCCCGUAACUUCAUGGAGGGAAUUUACCUGUCUCUUACCUGGUCGGUGAAGAAGGGCUCAUCUCUGCUGGAGGACCUGCUGAGCUUUGGUCCAGAUUUGGGCGUGACAGUUGGCAACAAUUACACGCUGCGCUACACAGAUGGCAGGAUGCGGCUAGAAAUGGGGAACGGCGUCUCGCACAGUCUUGUGCUCUCCGCAGCGACGCCGGCGGAUCAGGGCAUGUACAUGUGCACGGCCAGACUGUGGACGAGAGAGCAGGGAGCCUGGAACCGUAUUCAGGAGAAGACCAUGGAGAUGGGAGAAGUGACUGUCACCCCGACGGCGAGCUCCCUCAGCGUCCAGGUUCAGGAUGACAGCACAUUGUCCACAGGAGAGUCGCUGCUCCUCACCUGUUCUGUGUUCGCUGAAGCCUCGGUGGAUCUGGAGGUGACGUGGCUGAUGAACGGCACGCAGGUUGUGGCCCGUCUGAGUCGUGACGGCGUGCUGACCAAUGCAUCUAAUGCGGUGGAUGUGAGGCGGCUGGGAAAGUGGGAUUUCCAGCUCAAGGUUCACGGUGUGGAUCUGUCUGACGCGGGACUCUAUGCGUGUAAAGCGAGUGCAUUGGUUCAGCGCGACGGUGGACGAUGGGAACGGGCCGCGGAGAAGGUUUCGGACCCCGUACGUGUUCACGUUAUUAAGCAAAAUCCAGACUACACUGUUGUUCUGAACUCAUCUGUGAACGCAAAGUUGUCCGGUGACCCGACGGAGCUGGAAUGCAAAGUCACAAAUGUGUCGAACCUUCGUAGCGGGCGGCUGGGAGUGUCGUGGCUGUACAGAGACGUUCAGCCCGGUGACGUCCCGUUAUCCACUCACACCAUCGCCUCUCUGGAUGAGAACGGGAACCUGGUGGCAGGCAAGACGUACAAGAGCCGCGUGGAGGCGGGGCUUAUUACAGUGACCCGAGCAGAACCUUCUGUGUUCAAGCUCCGCCUCCUUCACACGACGGACACCGACGCCGGUGAAUACACAUGUGCUGUAACCGCAUGGGUGCCGUCUCGACAUGGGAACUGGAAAAAGGCUGCCGAGCAUGUGUCCUCAGCGCUGAAAGUCAGCUUUGCUAACAAGCGUCCUGUUCUCAGUGUCGUGGCCCGGCGUCUCCGUGAAGCUUCGGCUGCCGGCUCCAGGUUUGAGAUGAGCUGCCAGACUCACGUCCAGAACAUCCCGCCGGGAGCCGCCUUCUCCAUCCUCGUCUUGUCCGAGGAGGCCGUCGGGUCGUCCAGCCGCAAACUGGCCUCUCUGAGCUCCGAGAUGGUUCUGCAGCUGGAGGAAGACCGGGACCUGAUGCUGGUGAAGACCGGGAAGAGGGAGUUCCAGUUCCGGAUCCAGGCGGUGCGAGAGACCGAUCGAGGCUUUUACUGGUGUGAGAUGAAGGCCUGGACGAAGCAGACCGGGGAAGACUGGGUAGAGAUGGCCAAAGGAGUGUCCAAUAAGCUUCAGAUCGACUUCAUACACAAAGGUCCCACGUUUGAUGUGUCCAUCAGUUCAGACACAACGAGUGUGUUCCCCUGGGAAACUGUGAAGAUGGAGUGUGAUGUCAGUGUUAGCGGCACGUCUCUGACUACAGAUGAUGUAGCGUACGAGAUGAAGUGGUUUCUGAGUCGUCUGAAGGGAUCAAACAGCCCGUCCCUGCUAGCCAGUAUGGACCGCUGGGGUGUUGUGCACAAGGCUCCUCGCAAUGACAGCAGCGACUGCAGCCUGGAGCGCCUGGGACCCAGAAGAUUCGUCCUGAACAUCCACAGCACACAGGACAGUGACGCGGGUGACUAUUACUGCACCGCAACACCCUGGAUCCGCUCGACCUCCACCAGAGUCUGGAGCAAAACACCGGAGAUCCUCUCACAGAAAGUCUUUCUUAGUGUAAAGUUUGCAUUGUGGGACUCGAUGAAGCUGCCUUUGCUGUACGGCGUCUGUGCUUCUGUGACUGUAGGCGUCGUUUCUCUCGUCCUGGGCCUGGUCUGUGCUCACUGCUGCUGUAAAACCACUACACCUACCCCACGCUCUCGCGACAAACUCAUGGAGCUGGAGAUGGAUUGACAAAGACAGUACAGUUGUCCCCUGCCGAACUGGACGGCGUGGUGACAACUGAUGAACGCUGGGAAGCGUCCCGUGAUGAUAUGCACCACCUGGAAGGAGAAACUACAAUCUCAGAGGAAAAAAAAGCUGAAUCAGAGUCAACGACUAGGGCGAAAUACUCAAAAAUUGCACUAACCACAUUCUUAUAUCAGCUGGGUACACGAUUUGUUGGAUUAAUGAACGUUUCGUCAUUGAAACAGGAAGAGAUACCUGACAAGAUCCGUGUAGGAUUUGACAGAUUGAAGGAUUAUAUUACUCUACAUCAAGCUCCAAAGAGAUCGUCUGCUUCCAGAUCAGGGUUUAAAGACACUCGUUUCUACCAUGAUUCUUCUGAGUUUGGUGCUACUCUCUUUUUGCAAGACACGGGAGGAGCUGAACCCAUGUCACAAUGUGAAAGAUGGUGUUUUAUCUGUGAUUCUGUGUUGUAAUGUAUGUACCGUUCAGUUUUGUUCUCCAACCCGUCCAGAGUUUACCAGCUCUGACCAACCCAUCUCUCUAAAAGCGAACUAGUCAACCAUUACCAGCUGGUUGACUGCGAUGCGAUGGGCGGUCACACUAGAUUUGAGUAUAUGAUGUUUAAAAAAAAAGUUUUUUGAAUAAGUAGUAUUUUUUUAAUAAAUAAUACAUUUCUAAUAUUAAAAUAUA
Molecule: messenger RNA, 3548 nt
Organism: Carassius carassius (crucian carp)
Lineage: Eukaryota; Metazoa; Chordata; Actinopteri; Cypriniformes; Cyprinidae
Product: prostaglandin F2 receptor negative regulator-like
Exons: 9
Coding region: 297-2864 (855 amino acids)
Source: RefSeq, a predicted model, not a curated record